AUGGAACCUAACGACUACGAUCUGACAACUCCCAUCACGUCCACAUCGGGACUUCGCCAAGGCCUCGCCUCUUAUGGAGAUCCUCACUUUUCAUUGUUUCUUCGGAAAGUGUUUAUCAAAGCACUUGGCUAUUCAGAAGAUGCGCUCUCUCGUCCGAUUGUAGGAAUCAUCAACACAUUCUCGGGGUUCAAUCCUUGCCAUGCCAAUGUACCCCAGCUCAUAGAAGCCGCCAAGCGUGGCGUGCAGCUUAAUGGCGGACUGGCCAUCGAGUUUCCUACUAUCAGUGUGGCCGAGUCCUUCUCAUCUCCCACCAGCAUGUUCCUGCGGAACCUCAUGAGCAUGGACACCGAGGAGAUGAUCCGGGCACAGCCAUUGGAUGCAUGUAUCAUGAUUGGAGGGUGUGAUAAGACGGUUCCAGCUCAAUUGAUGGGUGGUAUCUCCGCCAACAAGCCAAUCCUCCCGUUGAUUACCGGUCCAAUGCUACCAGGUAGUCACCGGGGCAAGCGUGUGGGAGCCUGCACUGACUGCCGGAAUAACUGGGCAGCUUUUCGCGCGGCUGAAAUUGACGUUGAGGAGAUCUCGGCGAUCAACGAGGAGCUUGCACCGACUAUCGGAACAUGUGGUGUGAUGGGAACUGCUAGUACCAUGGCCUGCGUCACAGCUGCCCUUGGAAUGAUGCCACUCCGAGGCGCCUCUGCACCUGCGGUCUCCUCGGCGAGAUUGCGUAUCGCAGAGGAGACCGGCGCCAAUGCAGUUGCAUUGGCAAAAUCACAGAAAAAGCCACAGGAGGUUCUGUCCAAAGAAUCAUUCUGGAAUGCCAUCACGGUAUUGCAGGCCAUUGGAGGCUCAACUAAUGCCGUUGUGCAUUUGCUGGCUAUUGCCAACAGACAUCCAGAACUCCAGGGAGUCAUCACUUUGGACACGUUUGAGGAGAUUGGUCGGAAGACCCCACUCCUCAUUGACCUUAAGCCGAGUGGUGAUAACUAUAUGAACGACUUUCAUAAUGCUGGCGGCAUGAUGGCGCUCUUACAAGUCCUGCGACCCCUACUCCAUCUGUCUGCUGUGACCAUCACUGGACAAACCCUGGGCGAAGUUCUUGAUGCAGGUCAAUCAAAGACACUCUCCUUUUCGCAGAACAUCAUUCGACCCAUGUCAGAUCCUCUCUUCCCUGCAUCCUCUUUAGCAGUCCUUCGCGGCAAUCUUGCCCCAGAUGGGGCUGUCCUCAAGGCCUCAGCAUCCAAGUAUAAGCACCUUCUCACACACUCCGGGCCAGCGAUGGUAUUUGAGAAUUCAGCCGAUCUUGCUCGGCGGAUUGAUGACCCAGACCUACCUGUCACCAAAGACAGCGUGUUGAUCCUGAAGAACAUCGGUCCGGUCGGCAAUCCCGGCAUGCCAGAAGCUGGGAUGAUACCCAUCCCCAAGAAGCUGGGAGAAGCCGGUGUCAAAGACAUGCUCCGUCUUUCAGAUGGAAGAAUGUCAGGCACUGCAGGCGGAACCAUCAUCCUGCACAUUUCGCCCGAAUCUGCACUGCCCGAGUCACCAUUUGGAGUAGUGGAAACGGGUGACUUGAUUAUUUGCGAUAUCGAGACCCGAAAACUUCAUCUGGAUGUCUCUGAUGAAAUCUUACAGUCUCGAAUCGAGAAACGGAAGCAAAUCCUAGCGGGUGAGGUGCAGAUUAGAAAGCAGAGGAGAGGAUACCGGGGGUUGUAUGAACGGUCGGUGAAUCAGGCUCAGGAGGGUGCGGACUUUGAUUUCCUAACAGCUGGAGGAGCUGGCGAAAGAUAG
Penicillium salamii is the source of this 1785-nucleotide messenger RNA. Lineage: Eukaryota; Fungi; Ascomycota; Eurotiomycetes; Eurotiales; Aspergillaceae. The record is from the annotation of a GenBank genome assembly.